AUUAUUCUUUAACGUGUGGUAAGAUAUGGAGGUCUUUCAUAUCUAGUAAAAUACUCACCCAUUAAGGCUUAAACCAACUAUAAAUAUGUCCAACAAAGGCAGUAUGUUGGAUAACAACAAAGGGUACAUCUUCAAUGAGCAGUCACGUCCGAUUUUCGAAGAAUGGCGGCAAGACGGUCGCAUGUACAACAACAGCAGCAGCGAGGAAGAUGAUUUAGUCGAUGAAAACUUAGCCCAGUUGAUAGCUCAAAACCAAAAAGUUGCUUCUACUGCAAGAGCACGCCAUUCCGCUGACCACGGCGGCAUGCUAAAUUUUGAUAGAGCUCCGCAGUCCUCGCAACCAACAGGUCAAGAUUUAAAACCUACAGCUUCAUUUUCUAUCGACACCACAAAUUUCAAAAUUAAUGGCGAGACAAACACAGUUGGAAGAAAUAUGCUUCCAUCAGGUGGAACCCUUGGCAGAGGGCUCGACACCAUAGAAGUGGAAACAACACCUUGAACCGACGACUAAUGCCGACUGGUCAAUCCAUGUUAACGUCAUCUAGUAGUACCAUUUCUUCCGUCAGCAAUAAUAUCGAACGAGAUAGGGAAGCAAGAGAUACAAUGUCUAGUCGUAAAAUGGUAGAUGAACCACGGUACUAUGUGAUGGAACCCGAUAUACCGGACAUCCCUCCUCCCGAUCCUGCCCCUCCAGAAGUACCCCCGCGAGCACAUUCACUCUACAGUGCUUCCAGCAAAACCAGCACGUCAAUUAGAAAAAAGUCAGACUAUGUGUUGAAAAUUGACAAGAACGGAGAUCAAACACACGAAGAAUACAUUCCUCAGGGACACCAAGAAUAUUUACGCUCCAGCAGUCCAAAAGAUGGUGGAUAUCCUUCAGGAUCACCUACCUACAAUGGAUCCCAGCAAAGCAACAGACUACAACCGACCUUACAAUCAAAUCAACAACAGAUGACACAGGGUAUGUCGAGCACGAACACAAAUACAGGAUCACGUCUUGGUGGUUCCUCGCCUCUAGUAAUGCCAGUAUUCCCCCUAAGAACGUCACAUUCUGGGCAUGCGCCUCAUUACUCGCCAUACUCACCCUCAAGGUUUCAUAUUGACAAACGGUGUCAGCAUCGAUGUUCUUGGAAAUGUUUUAGUAUUGCCUUAAUAUUGCUCUCCGUGGUACUAACUGCAAUGCUGGCAUACUUCGCUGCAACAAGUUCAAUGAAGCCAAAUAUGGAUUCCACGAAUUGUAUCCUAGUGCAAGAUGUAAAGUCAAACUCCCAGGAUCAAGUUACGGCAAGUUCUACCAGCAAUUUGGGGUCAGUUGCAGGCACAGCAGGUAGUAAUGGUGGCUCUACACUAUUGCCAACUGAGGAAUCCCUUUUGAUGAGCACCGUAGAUCACAACAGCUUUACGACAGCCAACCACUACGGCAACGUGCACAAUAGCUUAUCUCAGUUGAACUACCAGGAUCAACAGCUGCAGCAGCAACAACAAGGUCAAGAUCAGCUAAUAUCGUCUCUAGCUGCACAAAAAUGGCCAGCAAUUGUGGAGCUCAAGGGUUUUAACGAGCUUCAUCACGCUAAUAUACCGCCGUUCCAGUUUUGGAAUGCUGAAUUCCGGAACAAACAUCCGGCAUUUAUCCAGUUCAAUUUUACACUACCAUGGGGUGCCAAUUUUGCUGUGUAUGGAAGAAGAAACGUUGGUCCCAGCAUAACUCAGUACGAUUUUGUAGAGUUCAUUAAAGGUGGUCGAAUAGAUCACCGCUUACGACGGAAACGAAGUUUGGUAAAUGACGAAACCGUGGUACAAAUAGGUGGAGAACAAAAUGAAAAUACCCUGCAAGAAGACUCUAACUUGGUUCGUCAGUCUCCUUUCGAAAUUCAACGUAGUCAUGAAUUCGCAUUCUCGGAUCUGCAUCUCGACGAUGUGGACCAACACAUAAUUUCAAAGAGAUCGUCGGACAAUACCAUGCCAAAGCUCGACAUGGAUUCCAUGACCGUCAAUGUAACCAUUCUGCAGUACUUGGACGUUGGAAGAUGGUUUCUGUCGGUUUACAAUGACGAGCUAUUGCAGCAUAGUGUUACACUUAUUUUCGGAGAAGCAGAAGGUAUCCGUACCACCUGUCCCAACGACUGUUCCGGGAGAGGUUCUUGCUAUCUUGGUAAAUGUGACUGUAUCGAUGGCUAUCAAGGACCAGACUGUUCAAUUAGUGUAUGUCCUGUGCUCUGCUCUUCACACGGCCACUACGGUGGGGGAGUUUGUCACUGCGAAGAAGGGUGGAAGGGUUCAGAGUGUGACAUACCCGUGGCUGAGUGUGAACUUCCUACCUGCUCCAAUCACGGUCGUUGCAUAGAGGGAGACUGCCACUGUGAGCGGGGCUGGAAAGGACUAUUCUGCGAACAACCGGACUGUAUUGAUCCAUCAUGCGCAGGCCACGGUACGUGUGUAUCUGGUCAAUGUUACUGUAAAGCUGGAUGGCAAGGCGAAGACUGUAGCAUCGUCGAUCAGCAGGUAUACCAGUGUCUUCCGACCUGCUCUGAUCAUGGAACGUAUGAUUUGGAAACGGGUUCGUGCGUAUGUGAUCGCCACUGGACUGGUGUAGAUUGUUCUCAAGCCGUAUGCAGCCUAGAAUGUGGUCCAAACGGGAUCUGUGAAUCAGGACGAUGCCGGUGCAAUCUUGGCUGGACUGGUAGCCUAUGUGAUCAACUAACUUGCGAUAGUAGGUGCGCAGAACAUGGGCAGUGUAAAAAUGGGACCUGCGUUUGUUCACAAGGAUGGAACGGCCGACACUGCACCUUGCCGGGCUGCGAGAAUGGCUGUUCUCGUCAUGGUCAAUGCACUCUGGAGGACGGAGAAUAUCGAUGCGUUUGUAUUGAAGGUUGGGCUGGCACCGAUUGCUCAAUUGCGCUGGAGAUGAGCUGCAAGGAUAACACCGAUAACGAUAAUGAUGGAAUGACCGACUGUUCUGACAGUGAAUGUUGUACGCACCCAAUUUGUACUGAACACAUCAUGUGUUUGGCUUCCAACGAUCCAGUCGAGGUGCUCCUUAGGAAGCAGCCCCCGUCAGUUACUGCAUCCUUUUAUCAGCGCGUCAAAUUUUUAAUCGAAGAAAACUCUGUGCAAUCUUACGCUCACAUGGACGAAUACAGCGAAAGUGAGUUCUGGAACUCUUUCACAUCGUGUCGUGUUUCGGUAAUGCGUGGCCAAGUGGUAACACCUCAAGGACUGGGAAUAAUUGGCAUUCGCGUGUCAGUAGAUCGAGACUCACGAUUUGGUUUCACGCUCACUAGGCAAGGUGGAUGGUUUGAUGUUUUGGUCAAUGGAGGAGGGGCAGUAACGUUACAGUUCCAGAGGUCUCCGUUUAGACCCUUAACACGAACCGUUUUCGUUCCAUGGAAUCAGAUCGUAGUACUACCACCUGUGCAAAUGCAGCUGAACGACGAAGAUGACCAAACAAGGUUGGCGAUAAAACCAAUGCUCGCAAAUCCAGCAUACAGCUUCCUAAGCAUUUCACAAUAUCGUUUCCUAGAAGAUAACCCGUCCCCGGUAGCGAUUUGUUUAGAGCAUGACCAUGCCCUAUUGACACCUUUGCUGUGGAAUGGAAUGACAAAUGGUUUUGGCUCCAAGCCAGGAAAGAGUGUAAUUUUUGCUGAAACACAGAUUGUGCAAGAAUCAAUUCAAAUCCCGGGUUCGAACCUACAUUUAACCUACCAAACAUCACAGGCUUCCGGGUACAAAAGUAUCGUGCGUAUGCAACUAACGCACGAUACAAUUCCCGAAACACUAACUCACGUUCACAUUGGAGUCCAAAUUGAGGGAUCAUUGCAUGUGAAAACUUACGAAGCAGACCCGAAUUUGAGCUACAUUUUUGCAUGGAAUAAACGCAACGUGUACAAACAGAAGGUUUACGGUACCGCAGUGGCUCGCAUAUCUAUCGGCUAUAAGCACUCAACUUGCAAAGAUAUAAUUUGGGAAACGCAAACAGCCAAACUGCAAGGUUUCGAUGUGGACAUAUCGGAUAUUGGAGGUUGGGGCCUGGAUAUUCAUCAUCACUAUAAUUUCCACGAGGGAAUUUUGCAAAAAGGUGAUGGAACAACGUUACAUCUAAAAGAAUACCCCCGAGUUGUCAAACAGGUCAUGGGAGACGGCCAGCAAAGGCCUCUGAGUUGUAAGGAUCAUUGCAACGGGUUGUCUAAACACGCUAGACUGUUGACGCCAAUUGCGCUCACUUCAGGACCGGAUGGUAGCUUGUACGUAGGUGACUUUAAUCUUGUGCGAAGAAUUACGACAAAUGGUAGCGUGUUCACAGUGCUUGAAUUGGAAACAACACAGGUAGCUUAUCAAUAUUACCUUACGGUCUCCCCAGCAGACGGCCAUCUGUACAUUUCGGACCCAGAAAAACAUAAAAUUCUAAGAGUCGUGCAACUAGAAAACGUCCCUGAUCCAAGCUCAAACAGCGACGUAGUAGUUGGCAGCGGUCAACGGUGCAUUCCGGGUGACGAAGAAAACUGUGGAGAUGGAGGUCCAGCUAAGCAAGCUAGAUUGUCUCAUCCGAAGGGUAUCGCAAUUGCUGCUGAUAAAACAAUGUACAUCGCAGACGGUACAAACAUCCGGGCCGUGGACCCUAGAGGAAUUAUUCAUACUUUGAUUGGUCACCACGGUCAUCAUAACCAUUGGAGUCCUGCCCCAUGCAAGGGAGCGCUCUUAGCAACCCGAGCACAACUUCAAUGGCCGACGGGACUAUCGUUGAACCCAUUAGAUGGCUCGCUUCACUUUAUUGAUGACCGAUUAGUUCUCAAACUGACGGCAGACAUGAAAAUUAAAGUGGUAGCUGGAGUUCCUCUACAUUGCAACGGUAACGAUGAACACAACAAAACAACCUCAGACGACGUUCUUGGAACGGUGGUGGCAAUGGCAUUUGCUCCAUCGGGUGAUCUUUACAUAGCGGAUACCGACUCACGAAGAGUCAAUUCAAUUAGAGUCGUUGACUCUGCUGGAAAUAUGCGUUCAUUUGCUGGUAAACUGGAGAAUGGAAUGCAAAGCUGCGAUUGCACCAAUGCCAGUAACAGCGGCAGUAAUAGUUUUGGUACAAACGGAAACAGUUACAGUACCAUCACGCCGUCAGCCACAGUCAACCCUGCCAGAUAUAAUGCCAACCCUACCCAACAAAAUCCCUCUGUAAUGAUGAUGAUGAUGACUGGGUGCUUGUGUAACAAUCAAGCCAACACUGUUCCCGGAGGCAACAGUAACAGUAGAAACAGAAAGGAAGACAUUUCUGGUACACAACCGGAAACUAUCUUGUCAUCAAACAUUAAGUUCCAAGCCAUUUCCGCUAUUGCUGUAGCACAAGAUGGAAUCAUCAACAUAGCGGAUCAAGGUUCACUUCGAAUCCUAGCUUUACAACACUAUCUGCCCCAACAUGACAGCAAUGGAGAAUUCCAAAUUCCCUACACGCCAACAAAUGAAGUGUAUGUGUUCAACCGUUACGGACAGCAUGUUGCGACUAAAGAUCUAUCAUCCAGCAAGACACGUUACUCAUUUCUCUACUCUAAAAAUACCAGCUUUGGAAAGCUAUCCACCGUUACUGACAGUUCCGGAAACAAGAUACAAUUUCUACGCGACUACAGCAAUGUGGUGAGCUCGAUAGAAAAUACACAAGAUCAUAAAUCAGAACUAAAGAUCUCAUCUAACGGUAUGCUGACUAAAAUUAUCGAACGAAAAGGAAAAUCUGAACUGCAAUUUGACUAUGAUAGCAACACUGGUCUGCUUCUCAGUCGUACUGGAAAUGGAGAAACGUUUAUCUACCAGUACGAUGAGUAUGGACGAAUGACGAAAGCAAUUUUGCCCAGUGGAGAAGUGGUUCGGAUAACAACCAUUCUCGGGGAGAAAAAUGAUUAUCUGGGAGUGCAGGUGAGUGAGAGCAUUUACUCACACUUUUCCCAAAAACCAGCGACGCCUACCUUGUUUUCAUUGACGGGCGGCAUUAAGAAUGCCAUCAUAGCAAAGGACGAAGAAGUGAUCACCGCAAAGAUCAGUCACAUCAACAACACACUUUCCGUGUUCUGCUCCAACGGUAUCGCAAUAGACUCGUCGGCGGUCUCUGCUCAUCCUUACUUGGAAAAGACAAUGCCAAUCGAAGCCGAAAUGUUACCAAUGUGGUCUCAUCAGACGGUCAAAAUGGGAGAUAAUCUAAUCAACACAAUGUAUUCCAAGUACAGUUACGUGGCAAAUGAAAACAAUCGCGUACCCCAACAACGCUUCAGCCGCGAAAUUUGGGUUAACAACAGCCGUACCAUUCGAAUCGAUUACGAACAAUUGCAAAAUCGGGAAGUGUAUAUGAACAAGUACGAUGAUAUUAUAUUAUCAGUAUUAUUCGACCAAUCCGGUCUUCCAAUUUCCUACUAUCCUGGUGGCGAAACAAGCCGCUUCUUUCCUCUGAAUAUGACUUAUGAUCGAUUCAAUCGAGUUGAAGGCUGGCAGUGGGGACCAGCUGAAUUGAAGUAUAACUACGAUAUGAACGGUUUGCUGUCUGAGAUUACCAGUCAGCAGGAUGGCAUUAUAUCAUACUCUUACAAUGAGCUAAAUUUGCUAUCCGAAAUCUCACUUGGUAGUCAGCGAAAGUUCAAGUUGACUUACGACGCUAACGGAGGGUUACGGCACAUCACCCUACCUAGUGGGACUAAACACUCUUUCAGUAUUCAACCAUCAAUCGGAUUUAUUAGAUUUACGUACACUCCACCAGGCAGUAACAAGCCAUACCUGCAACAUUACUCAUACUCUGGAGCAUUGCUUCAAACAAUUUACCCAGGCGAUGGUGCUAGAAUCAUAUAUCGGUACAACAGUGCGAACUUAGUGUCGGAAAUAAUACACGGAGAUGGGAAAAGUGAAUUCUCGUACGGAACAAGCACCGGUAUGCCAUCUGCUGUUGUGCACACGGAGCGCGAUCUUGAGUACCGAUGGGACUUUGACUACGUCGGAGGUCUGCUGAUGGAAGAACGCAUUGACUUUUCCGCGAAAACGGGGCUCUCGAAUGCAAAGUUCAGUUAUGAAUAUGACGGUAACUUCCGUCUCAUUGCCAUCCAGGGUAGAAUUGGCGGUCAAAACUUGCAGAGUCAAAAUUUCGCAUAUAACGAAAAAACAGGCAGCUUGGAUCAGAUUGGUCAGUUCAAGGUAUCGCAUCCGACUCCAAACCAAACAACUGUAGGCGAUGGAACUGCCACAUUCUCCCGCACUAUUGAUGGACGUUUCCUGGAAACUCUUAUAACUGUUAUGAUUCAUCGAAUGGCGGUUUUCCGUAUGGAGUUUACCCAUGAUAUGCAUGGACGAAUAGCUCAAACACGCACAUACACACGAAAUGUUGGUGUCAACACCUAUACAAACAUCAAGAACUAUACAUGGGACUGUGAUGGCCAACUGGUAGGUGUUGAGGCACAAGAACCAUGGGGCUUCCGAUACGAUGACAAUGGCAAUAUGCUUUCCCUCACAUAUCGUGGCAAUACAAUUCCAAUGGAGUAUAGCAAUACUGAUCGAAUCCUUAAAUUUGGCGAAGGACCAUACAAAUAUGAAGCCCGCGGUUUGGUAGCUCAAAACGCCCGUGAGGAGCGCUUCCACUAUAGCACACAAGGACUGCUGAUAAGAGCUACAAAACGUGGCCGUUUCGACGUCCGCUACUAUUAUGAUCACUUGAACAGAUUAAUCACGCGGAAAGAUAACUUUGGAAAUGUGACCCAAUUUUUCUACAACAACCAGGAACGACAGAACGAAGUGAGUCAAAUUUAUUCUCCACGCGAUGGCAAGCUCAUGUCGCUAACUUACGACGACCGAGGCCAUUUGGUCUACGCACAAGUAUAUCGCCACAAGUACUACAUUGCCACUGAUCAGUGUGGCACGCCAGUUAUGAUGUUCAACCAAUACGGAGAAGGCAUCAGAGAAAUUAUGCGCUCGCCAUACGGACACAUCGUGUACGACUCCAACCCAUAUCUGUACAUGCCAAUUGAUUUCUGUGGUGGCAUUCUUGACCAGGUUACUUCUUUGGUACAUAUGCCAAAUGGAAAAGUUUAUGAUCCUCUGAUAGGCCAAUGGAUGACUCCAAACUGGGAAAAUGUAGAUCAACGAAUCUCAAAUCCUACUCGGUUACAUCUAUACCGUUUCAAUGGCAAUGAUCCGAUCAAUCACCACCACACGAGAGAUCAUCCAAAGGAUCACCUGGCAUGGAUCAAGCUAGUGGGAUACGACAUCAACAGCCUAGUUCCACAGGCUAACGAUCGACUUUACCAGCAAAAGAAUCCUUGGACACGACUGCAUCGUUCGCUUGUGAUGCCUGAAAUUAUGCAACACACGCACGAUCCCGAUCCAAUCACUAUUGAAUCAGGCUUUUUAUCGUAUUUAUCAAGGAGGAAAAUUAAAUCAUUGGCAGACUUAACUACUCCUCCCAAAUCAGCAUUAAAGUCAGAUGCCAUGAGUAUUGGACUCCUCAAAAUUGGUGCUGCGUCGGAACCACCAUUUGGCAAAGGAAUCAUUGUGUCGCGUACUGUUGAAGGUCAAGCGAUUGUGUCCAGUGUACCGGCGGCGAACCCGAUUUACCGUGAUGUCUACACCUCUGUCUUCAAUCGUACCCGUUUGCUGCCCUUUACGUUUGUCGUUCACAAUUCGCUACAAGAUGCAUUCUUCUUCGUGAAGGAAGACUCGUGGCGGGCUAGCGAGGAUCGCCAGCAGCUCAAACGAUUACAAGGACAAGUGAAUACAACAUUCCACGAGGGUUCACGAGAGAAUGGCAGUGGCAAUAACCACCUGGAUGUUAAGCUACACAUUCAGAAUGCGGUUAUUAAUUUGAAAUAUGGCACUACAGCGGAGAAGGAACGGCAACGGUUGAUGCAUCAUGCCAAGCUGCAAGCGGUUCGAAAGGCAUGGCAUCGGGAAAAGGAAUUACUGAGGAAUGGACUCAUAAGCAGUUACGAUUGGACGCAACAGGAGUCAGAUGACAUAAUGAAGAAUGGAUAUGCCAAUCUGUACGAGGGGGAAUACAUUCACGAUAUUGUGCAGUACCCAGAAAUGCUUGAGGAUCCGUUCAACAUUCGAUUUGUGAAAAAGAAAACAAGCCAAUCUAGGAAACGAAAGCGAAGAGACGUGAAAGAUGUUUUACAAACAGAAAUAGUCUCCUCUAUCACAAACUGCUUUGGAGGGAAAUGUUAACGGAAACUUGGCAUGCCAAAUUGUUAAGUAACAAGGCGCACUUCCGUGGGUCUCAUAUUCCCUUGUCGCAGCUAUCUCACUUUAUCCAACCAAUACCAGAACAUGAAAACGGAAGGUGGAGGAACAUAACACACAAAAGGUGAUUCGAGCUUUUGAGACUGUCGUCAUGAAUUAUAGACAAAACAUAUUAGAAUAUAAGAAUACAACAAUAAAUUCAAAACAAGAAUGUGUGAGCAGAUAUAGAUAUUUACCACAGAAAAUAGAAGUCAGAAUGGGUAAAAACAACAAAUAGAGGAAAUAUUUAGAAAUUACGUGAUUCAAUUCAUAUACCUACGCAAAAAACACGAGAAAAACUUUAACACAGAAAUAUUGAUUACCGGAUAGUGCAUGACAAAAAAUAGUAUCAAAAAACUCAAUAAAUUUAUCCUUUUAUGUUAGCUAGCAUUCCUUUUUUAACCAAACUCUGCAUGUUUUAGUGCCGACCGAACCUAUAUAUUUAACAAAGGCGAAUCAUUUUGAGGCAACAUCUUUUAAGAGCUCGUGAAGUAACAAAAAUAGCGUCACAAAUUACUCACACUGAUAAAUUCAGUUUCCACGACUAAAUGCCUUCCUCUAACGUUGGUGGAUGCAUUAACAAAAUAUACCACCAACGGUUAUUAUUUGCCCAUCAAGUUGUUUACCAUAGUUUUUGCCACUUUAUAACAGUUGCCAAAACUAAUGCAAACAAAAACGGCGAGAAUUAGAUUAUAAAAGGAUUUUCCGAGUGACCAAAAUUUACGAGAAAAGAUAUUGCAAACAAACCUACUUUCAUGUGAAAAUAAAAUUAAACAAUAGAAAUAAACUAAAGUGUAUUGAGUAUGUAAAAUAUAGGGAACGAAUGACGAACAUAAUUUGUAAACAUUUAAAAUGGAAAGUGAAGAAACUCAAUGUAAAACUGUAUAUAAUAGUCACUUAAGCGAGGCAUUUAAGGAUUGGAACUAUUGACUGUAUAAUAUUCGAAAUUAGGAUGAAGAAAAAAAGAUAAUCUAGAUGAUUUAUUGUCAUACUGUAAAUGUUUAAUUUAUAAAUCUAGUGAUAUAAGAUUAUCCUAGCAUUACGCAGCGUCAUAGAAAGAUAACAGCAAAAUUGUAUAACUGUAAAUAUUAUUGAUACAAAAAUGGGAAAAAAUUGACGAUUUUUUUGUAUUUCAAUGACGCUAUUUUUACAAGAGGCGUUACCUUUGAGCAUGAAUACUCGGAAAAGCACUGAAAUCAACAAAAAACAAAAACAUUUUAAUGGGCUUCGCAAAGCUUUAAACCAUUUUAGACUCCGAACGCGUUAAAAUUUUCGAGAAAGAUUAAAAAAGUGACUAGAAAAAAAUCCCCAAAAUCAUUCAGUCACGCGAUUCCUGAACUGAUACGAUAUAUGACAUGACAUGACAUGACAUGUCAUGACAUGAUAUGAUAUGAUAUGACAUAUAUGUUUAGAAAAACAAGUGAAUGUAAAAAACGGAUUGCUUAGCAGUUAAUUUCAUAAUUUUAAUUUCAUGUUUUGAUCAAUAUUGUAUCAAGAUUAUAAAAUCAGAAAAACACGGAUCUGACACGUGCAAUGUAUACUUUUUUUCUAGUUAUUCGAUUGUUCACAUGGCAUAUGCCAUGUUUCAUGUUUAUCUAGAAUGUUUUAAAAUCGGUUUUAAAUGCAUACCAACAAGUUUUUUAAACGCUUCUAAACAAAAUUUCACAGCAUAUUUUAUAUUAAGUGGCUAUAAUUUGAAGCUUUUAACAUAAACAUGAGGUUACAUUUUAACACGUGAGACAUACACUUUACGCCGGAUCACAAGAAAGGUGCUAAACGUUUUUGCCAAACAAAUAAAUUUCGGAAAAAAAACUUUUACACAAGAAUAGCACAAUCCCCAUUUUGAAUAGCACAAAAUGUGAUCGAAAAGUCAAGUUCAAAUGGUGAGCCAGCCUAUGUUUUUAAAACAUGUAGAUUUAAAAGUAAACGCAUACAGAAGCAGUGAUUGAUUGAGUCUGAUUAAUUUUAAUUAAUUGUUUGUUUUUGAUUUGUCCUGUGUUCCACGCAUAAAUCUCCAAUGUGAAUAUGAAUGUCGUAUUCACAUUAGAAAAUUAUGGGUAAAAACAUAUUUCUUUUGUUAUCGAUGCCAUCAAUGUUUUUUUUUAUCUAAAAUGUACAUUUUUGUAAUUCUUUCUCCCACCAAACGUCCAUUGUGGCUAGUAUUUGUUGAUAAUAACUAUCCUCUUUUCCAAUCGAUUUAGAAAAAAAGCGCCAUUCAAGAAAAAACAAAAGUCUACCAUGCAAGGUAACGUUUUAUGUAUUAUAUAUUUAGAAUACCGAAACGAAAGUCCAGAUCGUCCGAACAUGUAUUAGAAAAGCUAAUGUAUAGAACUAAAUAACAUUGAACAACACAACAUUUUGAUUUCAACAAUGGAUUGAAUAGACCUAAACGAAUUGACAAAAAAGAAAGAAAUUGCCAUUCAUUAUGAUCCCCCUAUAAUUUUACGAUAAAUAUAGGAACUCUACAAUGCCAUAAUGACACAAUUUGGAAAUAGGUAGCAUUGCACAAAGCUGCGCUUUUUCGAUGCAGUAGUUAUAAAACUACCAACAUCAAGGGAAAUCUUUGAAAUAAUUGAUGAUAAAGAAUAGAGUAUGUUUAAUUACAAUUUAAUUGUUGUAUGUGUAUAUAAAUAUAUAUUUAGUAAUAUACGAAAUAUAGAAAACAAUUUAUAUAAAA
Messenger RNA from Culex quinquefasciatus (southern house mosquito), 11914 nucleotides. RefSeq names its product teneurin-a (gene Ten-a). Gene Ontology annotation, molecular function: protein binding. Gene Ontology annotation, biological process: motor neuron axon guidance. NCBI's taxonomy places the organism in Eukaryota, Metazoa, Arthropoda, Insecta, Diptera, Culicidae. The coding region runs from base 511 to 9183 and encodes 2890 amino acids. The transcript is spliced from 22 exons. The record is from RefSeq and is a predicted model, not a curated record.